AUUAUUAUUGUUUAAUUAAAUUAAAUUAAAGUACCCCAAAGUGUAAAACAUGCGGAUAAUGAAAUUUAAUGUAACACGAUUUAUAAUGCGUAUCGUUUGGCACUCGAUAGAUCGUGGGGGGUCGAAUAAAUAUACAGUAUAUAUAAUCGAGUGUAUACGUGGAGACACAUUUAAAUAUAUACAUGUAUUACACAUAUACAUGCGAGUCUAUUUAACUGUGUAAAUAUAUAUAUACGAAAUAUUUAAUUUUACCUUUUAGGUGAAUAUAUAUGAUGAAUGCCUCAUACUAUGUGUGAGUGAGUAAAAAAGAAAUAAAAAUUGUUUGCCAUUUCGUGAACGUGUUGAUGGAUUUUUUUUAUUUAUAUUUAUUUAUUUUAUUUCCAUUUCAUUUUUAACCAAAUGGCCAAGGGGUCCUAGUGUGUUUUUGGCACGACAAAAAAGAAUCUCUAUAUACAGAGGUUUAUUGUAGAUUAUUCGUGUUUCUCUCAUUUAUAUUUUUUAUUUUUUAUUUUUCAGGUUGAAAAGAGAUGAGUAUAUACAACCAAGGGGACAUUCUCAAUUGCAGUCGAAAAUUCAGAUGCUCUUUUCAAGUCUAGGUUGCAGGUGUUAAAAUUUUUGUAGAUAUAUACCAUAUAUAUACAGCAAAGACACUCAACUCAUCCUCUCCAUGAGAUAGACUAUGUUUUCCAUAUAUGAUGUUUGUGUGAGUCAUGGAAUGCAUGGAUAUUCGCCGACAGGAGGGUAGAGGGUUGUACCCACCCUGACAAACACAACCAAUGAGAAUUGUUGAGUCAAAAAUCCACGCCCGCCAAUCCACCGACAAGCUCAAGCUAGACCUUGCCACUUCUACUUCGUUACAACACAAACUCUCAUCCAGUUAUACAGACAGAUCAGACAGAUUAUUAUCAAAUUAAGAAAAAAAAAACUAAUCAAUGGAUUAUAAAUUAAUAUGUGAAUACAAUUGUGUCAUCUAUUAUCAAUGAUACUAUCAAGUUGUUGACUGUAUAUAGUGUUUCUGUACUAUCAAUUUGAUGACUUGGUCACUCAGUUACUGUGUUACAUUCGAAGAAUAUAUUUAAUAUAAUUUUGAAUAUAUAUCAUUGUGAUUUGUUGAUUAACAAGUGUUUUAAAAUAAUAGACUAAAAAAACAGUGGUGAUUUAAAUGAACGAAUAUAAUGUUUGUUGGAUAAUUGAAAUUACUAUUUAUAUAGAGAAUGAUAAAAAUAUGUGAUCACGUAUUUAUAAUUAUUAUUUAUUGUGUAUAAUAAAUUAUAUUAAAUCUAAAAGUGAAGUGAUAAAUUAAAAUUACAUGAUAAAAGUGUAAAUAAUGUCCGAAAGUUCGGAUCAAUUGUCAUCACCAAAUAGUGACUGUAACAGUCAAAUGGGUCAUCGUAAUGGUUCAUCUGGUGGUGUUAUUGGUUACAAUAGUAAUACAAUACCAACAUUAUCAUUAAGUAUUCAUCAGCAUCAACAAAAUUCUAGUACAUCAAGUACAAGUUCAAGAUAUAAUCAAGAACAAGGUAAUUGUGGUGUUAAUACUGUUGUUGAUAUUUCAAGUAGUAUUGGUGGAACAACUAAUUUUUCACCUGAACAAAUUGCCUGUAUGUGUGAGGCACUAUCACAAAGUCAGGACAUUGAUAAACUAUCAAGAUUCCUGUGGUCCUUGCCGCCGGGUGAAGUUGUACGUGGUGGUGAGAGUGUCCUGAUGGCACGAGCAUCAGUUGCAUUUCAUCGUGGUGCAUAUCAUGAGCUUUAUUCAAUUUUAGAAAGUCAUCCAUUUUCACCACGUCGUCAUCCAGAACUUCAACAAAUGUGGUUUAAAUCACAUUAUUGUGAGGCUGAAAAAAUUCGUGGUCGUGCACUUGGUGCUGUUGAUAAAUAUCGUUUAAGAAAAAAAUAUCCAUUACCUAAAACAAUUUGGGAUGGUGAAGAGACUGUUUAUUGUUUUAAAGAAAGAUCAAGAAAUGCAUUGAAAGAAUGUUACAUGAGAAAUAGAUAUCCAACACCAGAUGAAAAAAAAAAUUUAGCUAAAAAAACUGGUCUCACAUUGACACAAGUAUCAAAUUGGUUUAAAAAUCGAAGACAACGUGAUCGUACACCACAAACACGACCAGAUAUGGUGUCAAUAAAUUGUCAAAGUAAUAAUGGUAUUGUUACGAAUGGCAGUAGUGGUGGAAGUCAUCAAACUCAUCAAAUACUUGAAUCGACAAGUCCAAGUUUAGCAAUGUCACCAAUAUCAACAAUGGGAAUGUCACCAGUUGGUAUGAAUCCAUGUAGUCCAAUGGGAAUGAGUCCAAUGGGUCCACAUCAUCAUGGAUAUGCUGCACCAGCAACUCCAUCAUCAAUUCAUUCAUCUCAUGGUGGACAUAAUGGUGGUCUUAGUCCAAUGAAUGAUGUUAAAGCUCUUUGUUAUGGACGAGGUGUUUAUGACAGUGUGACAAGUAAAGACAUUGAUCCAACACCAGUAUACUACUCUGGUCAUUCAGGUAUGCAUCAUCAAUAUUAUCAACAAAGUCAUCAUCAAAUGAUGACUGGUCAUCAUCAUCAUCAUCACCAUCAUCAUCAACAAAGUAUACCAGGUGGCUAUGAAAUUAUGCUACCACCACCUCAACACACCAUGUGACCCACGGAAUUUAGUGAUACACGUGGUGAUGAUCAUCCACAAACAAAUUGUGAUGAUAUUUUAUCUCGUAUUCACGCAUUUUCUGAAUUAAACUAGUUUUUAAAUAAACCAAAAUAGCAAUAUUGCAAAAUAUAUAUAUAGAUAAUUAAACGAAAAAAAAUUAUCAAUACUUCUAUUGAUUUAACGA
This is a messenger RNA of Aphidius gifuensis, 2810 nucleotides long. RefSeq names its product homeobox protein SIX6-like (gene Six4). Gene Ontology annotation, molecular function: DNA-binding transcription factor activity, RNA polymerase II-specific; RNA polymerase II cis-regulatory region sequence-specific DNA binding. NCBI's taxonomy places the organism in Eukaryota, Metazoa, Arthropoda, Insecta, Hymenoptera, Braconidae. The record is from RefSeq and is a predicted model, not a curated record. Bases 1328 to 2623 code for a protein of 431 amino acids. Gene Ontology annotation, biological process: regulation of transcription by RNA polymerase II. Gene Ontology annotation, cellular component: transcription regulator complex; nucleus. The transcript has 6 exons.